Messenger RNA from Manduca sexta (tobacco hornworm), 1375 nucleotides. RefSeq lists its product as uncharacterized. NCBI's taxonomy places the organism in Eukaryota, Metazoa, Arthropoda, Insecta, Lepidoptera, Sphingidae. The coding region runs from base 515 to 1372 and encodes 285 amino acids. The record is from RefSeq and is a predicted model, not a curated record. The transcript has 9 exons.
UACAAGUUCAGACUCGUAAACUAAAGGAAAAUAUAUAUUGUUAUAAAUUAAAACGCGGACAUAAUGGAUGUAAAGUAUAUUUUAAUAGUGGUGUGUGUUUUAGAGUGGACGAUUGCCAAAAAUAACAAUAAAAUUGGUGCGUAUAAAAAAAAUAUCAUUGGAUUUACAAGGGCUUCUCGGAGUAAGUUAAGUGAAAGCAUAUUUAUUACAGCAAACCUAAAAUAUUAUAUACAAGAAUAUAGAGCAAAUGUUUUAAUUAAAAAAAUAUUUAAUAUGGAAGUUCUAUCAACGAAAUUUAUAUUCUAACGGGGUCUAAUUUGUGGUGGAACGAAUUUUUUAAACGUCACUUCAAAGUGACGCCACUGCACCCGACGAUUAUACAAGUGUGGUGUUGUCAGUGUUCCAUAAGCAAAAUAAAUCAGAUAAAGAUAAAAUAUAUUAUAAUGAAGGUGAUUAUAUAGAUUUUGUUUGUGAAUUACAAACCCAAUACAAAAUCAAAGAUUAUACUAUCAGUAUGGUUCAUGUUAAGUAUAGACUUGUACCUACUAUAUUAUACAAUACCAAUGUAGCUUUUAUCAAAUACAUGAUAACAGCUGAAGAAAUAGACAACAGAUCCGCGGUAUAUUGUAGUGUGAGAAAAAAAUCCAAAGUAAUCAAUAACACCACUUCCAAAGAAUUGUUUAUGAAUCAUUCGGGUCAACAGAUUGGUAAUCCAAUUAAAAAUAUUGAGUACUAUGAAGGGAAUCCAAUGAGAGUGUCCUGCAACAAAGGAGAUAAACUAAUUCAAAAGGUAAAUGAAAAGUAUGUCAUUAUGUAUAAAAACAUCUAUUUGAACUCGUCUGAUUCUGGUUCCUUGAUAUUUUGUAAUAGUAUAACCAAUAAAACUAUGAAAACUGGCAUUGUUUACACACGAGCAAUUUACAACAAAAGGAUCUAUUCAUUGACAAAUUCACAAAUAAGUUCAAAAAGACCUGGUACGGAUCAAAUGUCUGUCGUUUUAAAAUCAGCAAGGCAAGAAAUUGUUCACCAACCAACCACCUACCAACCGGCAACAACCAAUGAAUUUCCACCGCAAAAAUCAACCUCCAUCGCGUGGAAAAAAUGUUAUAUUAUUGGAGGUAGUAUGUCUUUGGUCUUAAUUAUAUUGAUGGGCAUUCUACUCUGUCUACGAAAGAAGAAUAAGGAAAAGCCUCCUCUUGAAGUCGUACCAGAUCCAAAAUAUGAAGAUAUUGAACUUAACACCGCCUCCAAACAAAUAAUCUAUGCAGAACUGGAAUUAUCAGAGGAGUCUUCCAAUACUCAUAUAUUUCAAAAAAUAAAUGAGCCGCAAUAUGCACAGAUAUGUAAUCUGCAAAAUAAUGAUAAUAAAUGAUUU